AUGGAUUCAAAAUACAGGUUUCUCAAUAACCUAGUUCUUCCGUCCGUCGCAGCUAUAGUUCUUACUCUGUUCUGUUCUCACCCUUUUUUGUUUACGCACCUUUCUUAUAAUUCUUUGAAGCACUUUGUUUUUGUUUCUCUACCGAAUUUCAAGUCUUUCGUCUUCAACCCCAAGUGCCUGUUCAUUUUAUGCAAUGCCAUCAUUAUCUUCGUCGUUGGAGAAUCAAAGUUCGCGAGUUCACGUUCGUCUCUAGUAAGUGAGAAGAAAGAAGAGCAAUUGGAAACGAAUGGUACGGAAGAGAGUGUGAAUAAGAUUGAAGAUGGAUAUAUGGUAGAGAAAGAAAUCGGAGAAGAAAUAGCAAGCAAUGGCAACGAUGGUGAUGGUGAUUCUUACGAACAGGACAAGGAGGAGGAAGAGAGGAGAGAUGAAGAAGGGGAGUCGGAUUUACCAACCGAAGAAUUAAACAAAAGAAUUGAAGAUUUUAUAGCCAAAGUUAACAGACAAAGGUGGCUUGAAGCUAGGGGAGACUUUGAGAGAGGGUAA
Molecule: messenger RNA, 543 nt
Organism: Rhododendron vialii
Lineage: Eukaryota; Viridiplantae; Streptophyta; Magnoliopsida; Ericales; Ericaceae
Exons: 1
Coding region: 1-543 (180 amino acids)
Source: RefSeq, a predicted model, not a curated record